UGCGUACAGAACUGUGCCCGGCCUGCCGCAAGCAACGCGUUGAACGAGGAAGGGUGUACCGUUAAAAUAGUCUAUUUUAACGCUUAAUUUUCCUUCUAGGGCCUUCACAACCGACCGAAAACAUGUCAGGAGAUGAGAUGAUAUUUGACCCCACUAUGACCAAAAAGAAGAAGAAAAAGAAGAAGCCUUUCAUGCUUGAGGAAGAUGGAGGCGAGGGUGAUGAAUGCCAGCAACUGGAGACGAAAGAGAUGGAGGCUGAUGGAGGGGAGGAAAAAGAGAUAGAGUUUGAUGAAGAUGAGGGGAGGAAGAAAGAAACAUCAGAUGACCUGGACGACCUGAACUUCUUCAACCAGAAGAAAAAGAAAAAGAAAUCGAAAAAGGAAAAGAUUUUUGAUGCUGAGCUAGAAGAAGGAAUCAAGGAACUGAAGAUUGAAACAGAGCCACCAGAGGCGUUCGAGGACGAUGACUUAAUGCUGCCCGCUAAGAAAAAGAAAACAAGAAAAGUUAAAGAUUUCCAAGAGGACACAGACAGUCAGGGCAAAGAUGAUGGUGUUGAAGAUGAUGACUGUAAAAACAUAGAUGACAUAACAUUCAGCACACAGAUGGGUCCUGCUUGGGCGGGCUCAGAGAGAGACUACACAUAUGAUGAGCUUUUGAACAGAGUAUUUAACAUCAUGCGGGAAAAGAAUCCAGACAUGGUUGCAGGAGAGAAGAGGAAGUUUGUGAUGAAACCUCCUCAGGUUGUCCGAGUCGGCACAAAGAAGACUUCCUUUGUAAACUUCACAGACAUCUGCAAACUGUUGCAUCGACAGCCAAAACAUCUUUUGGCUUUUUUGCUUGCUGAGUUAGGUACAAGUGGGUCUAUAGACGGAAAUAAUCAGCUUGUCAUCAAAGGCAGAUUCCAGCAGAAACAGAUAGAGAAUGUCUUACGAAGAUAUAUAAAGGAAUAUGUGACAUGCCACACGUGUCGGUCUCCUGACACAAUCUUGCAGAAGGAUACACGUCUGUACUUCCUGCAGUGCGAGACGUGUCAUUCCCGAUGCUCAGUCGCCAGCAUCAAGACCGGCUUCCAGGCCGUGACGGGCAAGAGAGCACAGUUGCGUGCCAAAGCCAACUAAUGCCUGACCCUUUGCCGUCACCCGUGAUAUUCGGCCAACUUGAACACCUGUGUCCAUGGCCAAACUCAACAAAUCGACUCAAUUGCAGAUUUCACCAGAAUCUAAACUAGAACAUAGUUCUAAUAAAAUACAUAAAACCUCCAUUAUAGAAUUGCCUAUGCACAUGGAAAUAUAGAAUUUGCAGAGUCUUGAUUUGUUUAAUUUGGCUGUGUGAGCUUGCAGAGCUGUGAGAUAUUGAGGGAGAUCACGAGGCCUGGAGGAUUUUAUGAAUGAACUGUUGGUGAACUUAUUGUAUUACCUAAAAAAAUAAAAAAUGUAUACCAGCUGGGCAAACAUGUGCUGUGUACUUUUUUGGCAAAAGAACUAUUGCUUUGUUUUCUAGACAGUUUGGAUAUAAUUGAGAAAAAAAAGCAUCUUCACUUUAAAGGGAUAGUUCACCCAAAUAUUUUAAUUCUCAUAAUUCUCAUGCCAUCCCAGAUGUGUAUGACUUUCUUAAGCAGAACAGAAACAAAGAUUUUAUCAACAAUAUUUUAGCUCUGUAGGUACAAUGCAAGUGAAUGGUGGCCAUAAAUGUAAUCCAUAAGACUCCAGUGGUUAAAUCUGUCUUCUGAAGAGAUAUAAUCUGUUUUGAGUUAGAACAGAUAAAAAUAUAUCUGGUUUGGUCACUUUGGAAGACCACUGGGGUCAAUAUUAUGCUGCCUUUAUGUGCUUUUUGGAGCUUCAAAGUUUUGGUCACCAUUAAUUUGCAUUGUAUGGUCAUACACAGCUAAGAUAUAAUUAAAUUCUUGUUUGUGUUCAGUAGAAGAAAGUCAUACACAUCUGGGAUGGCAUGAGGGUGAGUAAAUGAGAGAAUUUGUCAUUUUUGGUAUGUAUAUUUGUAUAUUUGUUGUCUUAGAGUCCUGAAAAUGAACCUCUUGAAUAUUGUGUGAAUGUGAACAGAUCCAUAUUUUUAAUCUGAUAGAUGUAGUUUGUGAAGGCAUUUGAC
This is a messenger RNA of Xyrauchen texanus (razorback sucker), 2103 nucleotides long. RefSeq names its product eukaryotic translation initiation factor 2 subunit 2-like. Gene Ontology annotation, cellular component: eukaryotic translation initiation factor 2 complex. NCBI's taxonomy places the organism in Eukaryota, Metazoa, Chordata, Actinopteri, Cypriniformes, Catostomidae. Bases 123 to 1118 code for a protein of 331 amino acids. The record is from RefSeq and is a predicted model, not a curated record. Gene Ontology annotation, molecular function: translation initiation factor activity; translation initiation factor binding; mRNA binding. Gene Ontology annotation, biological process: formation of translation preinitiation complex; formation of cytoplasmic translation initiation complex; translational initiation. The transcript has 9 exons.